CACGAUCAGCUGUCGGAAGGUGCCGAUUUGUGCGGGGGAGCGGCGCGCGCUCGGCAGAACCGCGGGGUCCGUACCGGCACCGGCACCGCACCGGCACCGCACCGGCACCGCACCGGCACCGCACCGGCACUACCUCAGCGCCUUCCGCCGCCUGGGACACGCAGAGCCGGCCUUUGCACUGAAGCCAAGUGAAGAACCUCACAACUGCACUGCACACCACUUAGCUCUGAUUUCUCUGGCAGCCAAACAUCUCUGUCACUGAGACCUCGAGGGCUCUUUUUCCCCUCUCUGCCCAUCUCUCCUGUGUCUGUGCCUGGAAGCUGGUGCCCAGCAGUAGCUCUAUCUCCCCGUCCAUCCUGCUGGACUGCUCCCCACCAUGUUUCAGCGUCUCACCAGCCUCUUCUUCAGUGACAGCAACACGCCAGAGGGCCUGGAGGAGCCCAAACCCUUUGUCGAGGAAGAGGAGGAGGAGGAUGGCUGGCUCAUAAUUGAUCUUGCAGGCAGCCGUGCCCGCCCCGGCCCCGCCCGGCGCCCGGGUGCUGGCGGUACCGGGCGCUUGGCGCGACCCCGCCCGACACCCCCCGGUCCGCCACCGCCGCCGGCCGCUUCCCCGGCUCCGGCCGGUCCCUGCUUGAUGGACGAGAGUUGGUUUGUCACCCCUCCCCCCUGUUUUACUGCAGAGGAGCCCGGCCCCGACGGCGUGGGGAGCAGCCCCAUGGAGGACCUGCUCAUCGAGCACCCCAGCAUGUCCGUCUACGUCACCAGCACCCUCGAGGUGGAUGGGGAGGGCCCCGAGGACGAUGCUGCAGAGGUCGCGCCGGAGCCGCGGCCGGAGCUGCCGGUGCCGCCGCACGGCCGGGCGCUGGCGGUGAAGGCGGCGGCGCUGGACAAGGCGGGGCAGGCGCAGCGGGCGCAGCGGGCCAAGCAGCUGGCGGAGCGGCACCGCCUGGCCCAGAAGGCGCUGCAGCGGCAGAACCGGGCCCGGCAGCGCCCGCCCCGCCGCGCCAAGCAGCUCCCGGGGGCCUUCGUCCACCAGCCCUGCCAGCGCCACUGCAACUACUGACCUCGCUCCGCCGCCCGGGCCCCCGGCCGGCCCCGGCCCCGGGAGUGCGGCCCCCACGGACACCGGGGACACGGCGGCGGCUUCACUCCACACCUCGCGCCCGCACUCCUCAUCUUCCUCCUGUAGCCCUCACUGCGCCCCUCACCCUCGAUGCCGUCUGGGCCACGACCCCUGGAGCCGCCGGCAUGGAGGGCCACGCCACCCCCACCCCACAGCCUCGACAGCCUUCACGUGGGAAAUCGGUAUUCCCUGUGAAAUCACCAGUUCCUGAAAUCCACCUGUUCCCGGCGAAACCUGUUUGUCCUGAUAAGCCUGUGACAUCAGUGCCUUUCCUCACAUCAUGACUCCAUGUACAGCCUGGCUGGGAUGUCACAGAGACACCGAGCAGGAGUGACAAGAGCAAUUAAGCCACAAGAUUUGGGAUUUUUAGGAAAAUCUCAUCAAUGACACUAAAUAAUGCUUCCACCCUGCAAAACCAGCAAAUACUCUACUCCCUCUUUGAUUUAUUAGCUACAUUUUACCAUGCUAAGAUAACCCCCCACUGCCAGUCCUGAAGGGGCUUGUGGUUGAAAGAGCUGGUGGAAUCUCCAUGGCUGGGUCAGCCAGGUGGCUCCUGGUGCCUCAUGGUGUUUUUUUUUUAAAUCAACCUUAAAAAGAAUCUCAGGAAUCAAAACACCGUCCCAGCGCCGCACCGGAGCCCUUGGCUACUGUGCCAGGAAGGGUGGCCAUCCUGGGGUGGCAUCACCAUGGCUGGUGGUCCCAUCUGAGUGAGCCCCUUCCUCCUGGAGCCAGUCACCUGCCACACCUGUAUCCCUGUGGAUACGCCUGUAUAUGUGUGUGUAUAUAUUUCUCUCUGUACCUUUAUACUCAGAAGAGGCACUGGCAGGCUGAGGAGCAUUGUCUGCCUGGUGUCAGUCCCUGGAGGGGAGCGGAGGCAGGGAUCUGCACAGCUUCCCUGAGGUGGCCAAAGCACGUCCAUGGUGGUGUUGAAGAGAAGCUGAAGAGGAGGCCAGAGGGAAGAGGCUGAAGUAAGGACAAAGAUGGAUCAGGGAGCCACUGCAAUGUGUCAGGAUGGGGCAGGCCUGAGUGAGAGGAUUGCUCUAACAGGAGCUGUAACAGAAGCAUCUUUUUUCCCACUAAAAAUGGCAUCCUUUCCCACGAAGGGCCAAAUUCCACUGCUAGACAAUGCUAAUUUUUAAUGCAAAUCCCUCCUCUCUCCGUGAUGGACUCCUUCUGCCUUUGGAAGAACAUGGUCCAGGCUUUUCACUGACUCCAGCAUCAGCUGAGACAGCUCCAAAUCCAGCAGAAAUUUGCUGAUCUGCCCCCAGUUUGCUCCUUUUAGGAACUGGUUUUGCACCCUGUGCCCUGGGAAAGCGUCUUGCUCAUGACCAGCUCACAGCCUGGAUUCCCACCCUCUGAGACAAGAAAUACCCCCACAACACUCCAGAAAAUUCUGAUUUCACCAUAGGUUCUUCCACUCAUCGUGUUGCAUCCUUUAAUAUCAGCCAGAGACCUCAGCUGAAGGAAUUGUGGUGAGCCCAAGCUGAGACAGCUGAUAGUUUAUAAUUUUUUAAAUGAGAUUAAAGCCAAAAUGAACUUUCUUAGUAGCAACAGCCCCUAGCUCCAGGCCAGGGAGCCUGAACUGCAGUACCUAGCUGCUGCUGCUCACCUGAAGCAUUUCCCCUUCUCUCCACUGCCUUGGCAUUCCCAAAAGCACAGAGCUGGGAACUCCGAGCCCUUGGCAUUGCCCUGCCCUCCUUGGGCCCCACCACAGCCUCUGUCCCUCACCAAGCCUGAGACCACCCUGAGAUCACCCUGUUCUGUCUCUGGUGUAUUCUUGGUGAAGAGACUGACAUCUCCUGACUCCAGGGCAGUGUUUACACCCUUUGACUUCCUGGGCUUCACACUCAAUGCCUUUAUCUCCCCCUGCAGUGAUGCCUGGGAUGGACUGGGAGCAGGGAUGUGCAGGGACACUGGCACAGGUGCUGUGACAGCAGGCAGGGCUGAGCCUGAGCUCCAGGUGUCUGAUGAGGUGCUGCCUUCCCGUUCUGCUCCUCCCGUGCCACUGGAUGAGCCACUCCUUGGCCCUGGGCAGCAGCAUUGGAGGAAGCAUUUUCUCUCCAGCCCCAACACACGUCAAGAAGUGGAGAAGCCAAGCACUGUCCAGCCCCCGGCUUGGUCUCCACUACAAAUUCUCCUGCACAUCUGAGUUGCUUCCAGUCCCUCUGGAGCACUCCUGAUAUCAGAGGCUGGCUGUGACCCCACUGCCCCCUCUGCAGCUCCUAGAGGAGCAGGCUUGGGGGAGCAGUGGCCCCAAGGCAGAUCCUG
This is a messenger RNA of Prinia subflava (tawny-flanked prinia), 3391 nucleotides long. RefSeq names its product tumor protein p53 inducible nuclear protein 2 (gene TP53INP2). NCBI's taxonomy places the organism in Eukaryota, Metazoa, Chordata, Aves, Passeriformes, Cisticolidae. The record is from RefSeq and is a predicted model, not a curated record. Bases 377 to 1063 code for a protein of 228 amino acids. The transcript is spliced from 4 exons. Gene Ontology annotation, cellular component: nucleus; autophagosome. Gene Ontology annotation, biological process: positive regulation of DNA-templated transcription; autophagosome assembly.